Xyrauchen texanus (razorback sucker) is the source of this 2841-nucleotide messenger RNA. Its product is annotated as transmembrane protein 106C-like. The coding region runs from base 91 to 903 and encodes 270 amino acids. The record is from RefSeq and is a predicted model, not a curated record. The transcript is spliced from 8 exons. NCBI's taxonomy places the organism in Eukaryota, Metazoa, Chordata, Actinopteri, Cypriniformes, Catostomidae.
AGAGAGAAACACCGCAAACGAGUAACACACGAGACAGCUGGCGGAAAUCAGUCAAUCAUUAUAUCAGGCUGGAGUUAGUGUGGGCAGCUCAUGGGUGCAUCUGUGUGCCGUCUUGGCCGCUCGCUGCUGUCUCUCCCAGAUCGCAGCAGGACUGGGCAGGCGGGCAUUUUGAUGGGCGGCGAUGACUCUCUGGAUGGGUUGGACAGACAAGCGGACAUCGCCCAGUUCCCAUAUGUGGAGUUCACUGGUCGAGACAGCAUCACCUGUCCUACUUGCCAGGGCUCUGGACGCAUCCCAUCAGGACAAGUGAAUGAGUUGGUAGCCCUCAUCCCCUAUAGUGAUCAAAGGUUACAGCCCAGGAGAACGAAGUUGUAUGUGGUGCUGUCAGUGAUUCUGUGUCUGCUGGCAUCCUCAUUGGUGGCCUUCUUCAUGUUUCCUCGACCUGUGCUGGUUGUUGACGAUGGCAUUCGUUCUGUUACUGUACACUUUGACCGCAACAACAGCAAAGUGAUCAUCAACAUGACGAGCUCGUUGAACUUCACCAACUUCAAUUUCUUCACGAUGUGGCUAGAAAGUGUGAGCUGUCAGGUGCUCUAUAUGAAGACGGUCAUUGGAUCUCAGCAGCUUGACAAUGUCAUUCACAUCCAGCCGCUCAGCCAGAGACAGGUCAACUUCACUGUCAGUAUGGAAAUUGGUGGAAGCCUCUCUUACGUUUAUGCUUUCUGCACUAUGGCAAGCAUCAAGGUCCACAACAUAGUGGUUUUCAUGCAGACCUCAGUGAAAACCUCCUACAUGGUGCGGACAGCACAGAACACUCUGGAAGCCUACCGCUAUAUCGACUGUGGUACCAACAUCCACCAGCCCUCAGGAAUAGUGUGGUCGAAAGGAAGUUUAAUUGGGUAGUUAGAUUCUGAACAGCAGCACCUUGGGGUUUGUUUGCCUUAAAAGGGAGAUCUUUGUGUGCUGAAUUCUGAAAUUAGUACUGAGAUAUUGAACAUGUUGAAUAUUGAAUUGCUGCUAAAAUAUGCCAUAUUGCUCAAAUAAUUCCUCCAGUACCGAUAUGUUGGGGUGGUCAUUACUACUGUAAGCAAUGGGGCUUUUUGCUCUCCACUCAAGGUCUUUGCCAUUUUAAAAGCUUCCCAAACUUGCUAUGGCAUUAAUCUAGAAUCUCUAAAGGGUAUUAUAUAAUUUUGCAGUGAUUAUUUGAGAAAAUAAGGGAGACAAUUAUUGAAAGGAUUGUGAAUGUCAAAGUGCACUUUAAAAUGCCAUUUUUUGUGAUGAUUUUGUGUCUGGUUUAUGAAAUAGCAGGCCUGUAAAAUAUUUUAUAGUUUUUGUUGAUCAUUUCCCAUGCAAAUUCACUCCACUAUUGAAAUCUGCUGCGUCUCUAAUUGUGUUUUUGAUGAGUUUACUUGUGUUUACAUGUUUCAAUCUCUCUUUCUCUGUUGGGUGGUUCUUAAAGUGCUUCAUUCACCCAGUUAAUAUGUGAAUUCAUCUACCUGUCACCAAGACACACAAAAGCAUAUGCAUGUAAUAUUUAGACCAAAAUAUUUGUAAACUGUGUAUAUAUUUUUGGAGUUGAAAAUUCAGAUAUAUUUCAGCUCAAAUGUUUCGAUCAAGCUGCUGAAUAUGAUGUAGCUGUUUAAAAAAUAAGUGUCUCGUUUUGGCUCUGUGAUGCCAUGAAAACUGAAAUGAGGUCAAUUAUAGUUUUUCAACCGUAAUUAUGCAGAAUAUUUUCUUUUCACUCAUGUAUUAUGACUUUCACCAAGUUGUUAGAAAUCAUAUUAACUUUUUUUAUCUGCUGACAAUUCAGAUGCUUAUAAAUGAUGAAUCACUCGAUGAUGAUAAUGAUCUGAAAUCUACUGCUGGUUUUGAUGUUUUAUAAGGGCAUUUGUUCUUUAUCUGCACAUUUGUAAAAUCAAUAUGCCUUAUUGACAGAGAAAGAAACAUAAGCUGAUAUUAAAAUGUUUGAUUCAGUACUGUUUUGAAACUGUGUUUGGAGUUAUAAAAAAAAUAAAGAAAUAUAUAUAUAUUUUCUGACCAUUUGCUAUAUAUAUAUAUAUAUAUAUAUAUAUAUAUUUGUCAUUUCACAUUUUAACAUGCUCUAUUCAGCAUUCCAAAACUAAUGUAAAACAACAGGUUUUGUCACAAAAAGCUUUUAUAUCAUAUUUGAGAUAUUUCAGAAUGUUUUUUUGUGUGCACAAGAUCUCUAGCGGGAGAUUAUAAUAAAUAAAUAAAAUACUGUUUCCCUUGGAGAGGAAUAUAUUUUCUGAAACAGUUUAGCAUUCCCUUGCAAUUGUUUUGGGAUCCUCCUUUAUCCAUCCCUUACGGAAUUUAACCGUGGUUUAAAUACAGUAACCAUACCCGAGUAUGGUAUGUGUGUUAAAACCACAUAGUAACCACAUUUACAGUGGAUUUACUUAAGUAACAAUUUUUUAACCAAGUUAUUUGUAGUAAACCCACAGUAAUAGUACAAGACUUCUAACAGUCUAAAAAUGUUAGGCACCAUGAAAUUUGGUCGGCUUUUAGCAGUGUUAAUUUCAUAGCAACUCACACUACACUGCUAACCUGAGGCCAUGGAGGUCGCUGAAGGAACUCAGUGUUUCGGGAUUGUUUUCAGGUUGACAAAUUCAAACUAAUCCAAUCAGGCUUAAUUGGUACCAUGAUGCAGCUCAUCAACUUUCUCUGUCAACUCAGGCUACAAGACGUAUUCCCUCCUGCACAUGAAUAAGUGACAUUUGCUGGGCACAACAAAUCGUGUGAAACCGCGAUUCACUUCUGGCAAGAGAAUUUAAGAAUUUAUGUUCAGUUAAACUGUGCACACACUGUAUUAAAAAUAAAUAA